AUGGAGCCCGUGCGCUCCUGGGGCCCCGCGCAGGCGGCCGCCUGGCUCCGAGGGCUGGACGCGGCGGUGCAGGGGUACCCCUUCGAGGCCUGGGGGCUAUCGGGGCCUGACCUGCUGGGGCUGGACGCGGAGGUCCUGGAGGCACUGGGCGUGUGGCCCUUGGGACACCAGGAGCUGCUGCUGGAAGCCGUGGAGCAGCUCCGUAACCUGGACACAGGGCUGGCGAGCACCAGCUUGCGGACACUGACGGAGAGGCUGCAGGAGCUGGCGCAGGGCAUCCAGAGCCUGGUGCAGGGGGGGCUGUCAGCAGGGGAUGCCCCCCAGCCGCCUUCCCUCACCCUCCUGGCCCGAGUCAUCGACCUGGUCGGGGCUGCCAAGGAACUCUUCUCCUGGCUCAACAGGUCUGGGGCAGCUGAGGGUACCCCUGGUGCCCCCCACUCCGGGGGCUCAACUCUCUCUUCCCCCAGGUACCUCUUCUCCACCCUCAAUGACUUUUCGGCCAGCCGGGACAUCAUCCUGCUCUGUGCCCAGCUGGCAGAGAUGCUGCAGGCGGACCUUCCUGUGGCCGAGAGGAGCAGCGGGAUCCUGCAGAUUGUGAGUGCUGGGUGAGGAGGGGGUGGCAGGCCCGGGGGGCUGCCAGGGCUCCCCUCACCCCGCUGUCACCCGCAGUGCCAGCACAUCGUGGGCAUCUGUGAGAGCAUCGUGGGCUGCAGCCCCCCGGCGCUGCUGGACCGCAGGGCUGUGCUGCAGCGUGUGGGGCUGGCGCUGCCCCCCAGCCCACAGGGCAGCCCCCCGAUGUCCCCCAGCACCCCAACACAGCCCCUUGGCCUGUGGCAGAGCCCCCCAACAUCCCCUGACACGCCAACGCUGCCCCCCAGCCAAUGGAGCAGCCCCCCAGGAUCCCCUGACACCCCAACACCACCCUCUGAUCUUGGCUUUGAGAUCACCUCCACCAGCUCCUGCCUGCACUUCGUGUCUGCAACCACCUCAGAGGCUCUGGCUGCCCACAGGGGCCACGUCCUGCCCGGAGAUGAGAUCGUGCAGGUCAACGAGCAGGUCGUGGUGGGUUGGACACCCGUCAACCUGGCGAGGAAGCUGCUGGAGAAGGGGAACAGGGUGACUUUGGUGCUGAAAAAGAUCCCCCUCGACCUGCCCGGCUCACCCCCCUCUCCCAGGCAGCAGCCCCCAGGAGCAUUUUUGGAUGCUGCAGAUUCCCCUGGCACCAGGAGCAGCGAGAGCCCGGGCAGCCCCGUGUCCUUGACCUCCAGCGUUGCAGCCGACUUGGACUCGGGACCAGACUCUGCCCCGGAUCCCGUCACUGACGAGGAGCAGGAAGAGGACAAGCGGGAUCUGAGGCUGCCCGGGGCAGCUGUGGAGGAGCUGCGGGGACUGUCUGGACAGGGUGCUGCAGAGGUGUGGGACAGUGGCAGCACCCUGGGAACCCCCCUGGACACCCCCCCGAGCACCCCUGCUGCCACUGAACCCUGUGCCACAGAGCUGAGCCCCAGGGCAGCCCCCAGCACGGGGGCUGGGGGAGCAGAGCCCAGCCAGCUCCCUGGGGAGGGCAGCCCCCGCACGAGACCAAAAGGAGUGGCGACCAGGCUAAGCCGCCGCCGGGUCUCGUGCCGGGACCUGGGCCGGGUGGACUGCGAUGGGUGGCUCCUCAAGAAGAAGGACCACGUGGGCUUCAUGGCCCAGAAGUGGAAGCGGUGCUGGUUUGUGCUCAAGGGCCACACGCUCUACUGGUACAACCACCCCAACGAUGAGAGGGCUGUGGGACUCAUCAACGUGGCCACCUACAACCUGGAGAGCACGAGGGAGCAGAAGAAGAAAUAUGUGUUCCAGCUGUGCCACCAGACAUACAAGCCCUUUGUAUUUGCUGCUGAAACCUUGGCUGACCUGAGCAUGUGGGUCAGUCGCCUGGUAACAGCCAAAACAAAGUACACACUGGCCCACCAGGCAGUCCCAGACAAGGAGGAAGACUGCUACAGUGAGACAGAAGCUGAGGAUCCCGAUGAUGAGUCCCCCAGGCAUGGAUCCGACUCGCUGAGGAAGAGGUUGCAGAACACCCCAGAGAAGGCGCAGCUCUCCCCAGCCAGCAGCACAGCCAGCAGCCCCCAGGGCAGCCCCCGGCCCUGCUCCCCCAUGGAGCCCGCUGGGGAGGAUCUGGAGAGCCUGAUGCGGUGCCUGAGGCAGGGCGGGCUGUCCCUCAUGGGGCAGCAGCGCUUCCUGACGCAGGAGCAGUGCCGAAAGUCCUUCCUGCGGCGCAACAAGAACCCGCACAUCAACGAGAGGGUGCACGCCGUGCGGGCCCUGCAGAGCACGCUCAAGGCGAAGCUGGCGGAGCUGCAGGCCCUGGAGCAGCUGCUGGGAGAGGCCGCGCUCACCUCGGACACGUUCAGGCGCUGGAAGGAGGAGCACCAGGAGCUGUACCGGGAGCUGAGGGAGGGCUGGGCAGGGCAGCAAGGCCAGGGCCACGACCAGGGGGAUGCUGGAGACCAGCAGAGCCCGCAUGAAGAGGCAGCUGAGCCCUGACAUCCCGCCAGGACCUGGUGUGGGUCGGUGCCCACAAGACUUGGAGCAUGGGAGCACGGCGGGUGCUCUGUGCUGGGGGGCCUGAGCACAUUUUGGAAGGCUCAGCCCCCACAGGGGCCAUCCCACAGGGGAAGUGGCCUCUGUGGAAGUCUUAAUUUUUCCCAGCUCGCCUUGCCUUGGCUGCAGGUUGGAAAGGGGCGGAUUUUCCUGGGGAACGUGCCCCCGCUGUGGUGCUGCCAGCCGGCCCGGACACGGGCUCUUCUGCUGUAAAUAAAUGUGGUGACAGGGCCUGGUCGUGCCGUGGUUUUUUCUUGGCGCUGAAAUCGUCAAAUCAUGGAAUUGUUUAAGCUGGAAGAGACCUCCAAGAUCAUCGAGUCCAGCUGUAAAGGCGGUACUGCCGCGUUCACCACUAAGCCGCAUCCCUAAGUGCCACAUGCACAUGUUUAUGAACACUCCCAGGGAUGGUGACUCAACCACUGCCC
Pseudopodoces humilis (Tibetan ground-tit) is the source of this 3017-nucleotide messenger RNA. Lineage: Eukaryota; Metazoa; Chordata; Aves; Passeriformes; Paridae. The record is from RefSeq and is a predicted model, not a curated record.